Letharia lupina is the source of this 537-nucleotide messenger RNA. RefSeq lists its product as uncharacterized. The record is from RefSeq and is a predicted model, not a curated record. The transcript has 5 exons. Bases 1 to 537 code for a protein of 178 amino acids. Lineage: Eukaryota; Fungi; Ascomycota; Lecanoromycetes; Lecanorales; Parmeliaceae.
AUGUAUCAGUUCAAAACAUCCGAAGGACACACAACAAACCUCAACCCAAUCAUACAAGAAUUGCUAGCAUGGGCGUACAUAGUCCUCAUCACUGUCCCUACUGCGGCAAAAACGCAGUGCCACGAGGUAUACUGCCUUGACAAGGAAGGGAAGACAUGUGUCUUGUGUGAGGAAGGCGAGAGGCGAUUCGAGAUGAACCAACUAAAGGCGAAGAGAUCCGUUCGAGACGCACAAGUCGCGGCAGCUCUCGCCGCCAGAGCAGAUACUAUGGCGACAGGAAAGGUCCGGUGGGAUGACAAGCUUCCCACCGUUGACAAGCUUGCGAAAACGGCGGCCAAAAAAACUCAGCAGGCUCUAAAAACGGGAAACUCUCAAAACAUGGAGUAUGGAAAAGCGGAGAAGAUCUGGAAGGGACCCAAAGGAAAAAGUCCGGCAAAGGUUCAGCAUACGGAAGCAAUCAAAGCCGACGAGACUUUCCAGGCCGAACAAUACAAAGCAAAGGUCAAACCCAAACUCCGAAUUCAGCGAGGGCGAUGA